Bipolaris victoriae FI3 is the source of this 1029-nucleotide messenger RNA. RefSeq lists its product as hypothetical. The coding region runs from base 1 to 1029 and encodes 342 amino acids. The record is from RefSeq and is a predicted model, not a curated record. NCBI's taxonomy places the organism in Eukaryota, Fungi, Ascomycota, Dothideomycetes, Pleosporales, Pleosporaceae. Gene Ontology annotation, molecular function: oxidoreductase activity. The transcript has 2 exons.
AUGGUCAAACUACAAGUCAUCACUUCUGCUCUGAGCCUGGCCUCAUUGGCAUUUGCAGCAGCACUGCCUGCUCCUCAUGUCCCUACUUGCAAGAAGCCUGCCAAGCGGCUUGAAUGGAGACAAAUGUCCACUAGCCAAAAACGCAGCUACAUCUCCGCGGUCCUCUGCCUCCAAAAGAUCCCCUCAGUCUCCGGGUUCCCAUAUGCUAAGAACCGCUACGACGACUUCCAAGCCAUUCACCACGACCAGGGCGACUACAUCCACUGGGUCGGUUUCUUCCUCCCCUGGCACCGCUACUUCGUCUGGGCCUACGAGCAAACCCUCCGUAACGAAUGCGGCUACAAAGGCGCCCAGCCCUACUGGGACUACACCCUCGACGCCGAUCCGCAAGAUCUAAACUCCACUCGCAUCUACGACACCGAUGUUUUCUCCCCAACCGUCGGCUUCGGCGGUAACGGCCCUAGAGUCGUGCCUACGCCCGAGGAAAACCGACUAGGUAUCAACAGCACCGGUGGCGGCUGCAUUCAAGACGGCCCCUUUGUCCCCAAGAACUUCAUGCUGAACUUCCCGGGCCCCGAACCACAGUGUCUCCGUCGCGACUUCAGUCCCAACCUGCUCAACCGCGGUGCAGACCCAAAGGUCGCCGAGAAUAUCGUUAGCAAAGAAACUUACGUCGCAUUCGACCGCGCGCUGCAGGGCGCAAAGAACUUCAUCAACCCCAACAUCCACGCUGCAGGCCACUUUGGUGUCGGCGGCGUGUUUGGACAGGCCGGUGACGUGAAGAAUUCGCCUGGUGAGCCGUUGUUUUGGCUGCACCACGCGUCGAUUGAUCGGCUUUGGUGGCUCUGGCAGCAGGGCGAUCUUGCGACGAGGAAUUUCGAGGUCGGUGGCAAUUUGGUGCCUGAAGUUUAUGGGAACGAUACAGAGAUUACGCCCGAGUUUGAGAUUCAGCUAGGGGCUGUUGCGGGGACGGUCAAGUUGGCUAAGUUACUGAAUACCAAGGGAGAGCUGUUUUGCUAUAGUUAUUAG